CGAAAGUUGGUCCCACAACGAUGUCACCUCCCUUAUUCACCCCUCCCUGUUGGAAAGAGGAAAGAAGUAAGUCUCUCGCCUCAAUUUAUUAAAAUUGUUGGUGUGGUUACAUUCAUUCCUAUCCUCGCCCUGUAUCUGUUUUUACCUCUGGCUGUGGUAUCUUGUGGAGUUAUCUAUCUUCAUUUGUGCGAAAGAAUUUGGCUUUCUUCUCCAGUUUGGUGUUACGUUAGUUUCCCUGGACAUUCCAUUCAUUCAAUUCAUCUUUCGAGUUUGAGGCAGGCAGUCAGUCAUGGACAGUAUUAGUCGAUUGCUCUUUUUGGAGGACAACAACAACAACAACAACAUCGAUGACGACAAUAAUCUGUUGAAGGAUACCACCUGCACCACGGACUAUUCGACCGACGUGGAUGACGAAGACGAUGCUGCCUACUAUUCUUCCUUGUUUCAAAUGUACGAUGGUAACUGGGCCGUGAACGGACAUUGGCUCACGGCCGAAGUCAGCACUCUGUUGGAAUGUCUCCAACAACUACAAGAUCAAGACGACUCGACCGACUUGGAUGCUUCUUUACAAUGCUCCCAGCGGUUGAUGGCGUCAUGGAUGGAGACUUCCUUUUCCAACGAUGGCACUGAUCAUGACGAUUAUUUCUAUUUGGAAGAUUACUUGCCAUUAGACGACCGCACGAAAUACCACGAACUCCAGCAACACCUGCAAUGCCGUUGUUUGACCAUGGCCAGUUUGAUGCUCCGCUGCUUGGCGGCCGAUUUGAUUGCACCUCCGUAUGUGCAAAUAUGUCGACUCGCUUCUCACGAUCGCCAACGCAUUGCCAGUCUCAAGACACGCGCCAACGAAGCCUUUUUCUUUCAACGCGAUUAUCCCGCGGCAUUACAGUUGUAUGAAGAAGCACUCCAACAAUUCCCCCCCAAUUUCAUUUGUCACGUCAUGCCCGCGGUGGACUGGAAAGAACUCGUCUCGCUCUUGGCCAGUCAAGCCGAUUGUUAUUUUCAAUUGGAAGAUUUUGUCAAUGUCGGAUACUUGGCGUCCUAUGCACUCGUCUUUGAUGCCUCGCAUACCAAAUCCCUCAUCUUGCGCGCCAAGGCACAAUUGGCAUUGGCACGGAUUGCUCAAACAACAACAGCCAACGACAACAACGACAAUACUAAUAGUGAGGAGGACAUUAGCAGUACAUCGCUGCGAUAUACGAUCCAAGCCAAGAUUGAUUUAGAACAAGUUCUCAGCUCACUCCUCCAAAAUAACAACAACAACAACAACAAUAAGUCCAAAGCCGAGGAAAAAGUGGCACGAGAACUCAUGGAGGAUGUCGUCCAACCCAUGAUGCAACGGGAACAAAACGUCUUCUCGUCGGGGGAUCCAUAUUCUUCUUCUUCUUCUUCUUGGGACUGGCACGUGAAAUCCAUUACGGCUACGUGUUGGCGGGCAACACCACACAAUCUAUAUUAUACCAGUACCAGUACCAGUGAUGCAUGA
Messenger RNA from Seminavis robusta, 1486 nucleotides. Lineage: Eukaryota; Bacillariophyta; Bacillariophyceae; Naviculales; Naviculaceae. The record is from the annotation of a GenBank genome assembly.